Molecule: messenger RNA, 237 nt
Organism: Haemonchus placei
Lineage: Eukaryota; Metazoa; Nematoda; Chromadorea; Rhabditida; Trichostrongylidae
Source: the annotation of a GenBank genome assembly
AUGGAGGAACUACGGAAGUUAGCGUCCACAGUUAAUCAUGAGAAAUUCAUUAACCUCUACAAAUAUAGAAUCAAUACGUACAAAUGUGCUCCUUGUAAAAGAAGAACACAGGGUCCCCUGGAAGUGCUUGCUCAUUACUUAUCGAGCCGCCAUUAUAACAGGGUUCGAAGACGUGGAUUCCGGGCCACCAUGAGCGAUAUCGACUUAUGGAGAUCUCAAAUUCUGGCUGCAGUAUGA